This is a messenger RNA of Rhagoletis pomonella (apple maggot), 2617 nucleotides long. Its product is annotated as protein gurken. NCBI's taxonomy places the organism in Eukaryota, Metazoa, Arthropoda, Insecta, Diptera, Tephritidae. Gene Ontology annotation, molecular function: receptor ligand activity; epidermal growth factor receptor binding. Bases 743 to 2017 code for a protein of 424 amino acids. The transcript has 3 exons. The record is from RefSeq and is a predicted model, not a curated record. Gene Ontology annotation, biological process: epidermal growth factor receptor signaling pathway.
GCAACGGUAUUCGACGUACGCGUACGCGUCCCAAGCAAUUACUACGCACCGUGUAAUUUUGCCUUUUUCCGUGCAAUUGAUUGACAAUUCGCCGGACUCGUGUUUUCGAUAUUUUCCGAGACAAAAAAAGGACUUGUAAUUUGCGGCGCCGAGAUGUAUUUUGAUGAAAUGUAAAAAUUUUGUGUGAAGGAGACGUUUAUCAUCCACUUGCGGUUAUGUGACUCACAGUUUAAGCUAACGCGUGAAUUUACACUCCCCUCUCGCGUCCGCUAAUCGCGCAGUGUGUUGUUCCAGUAUCUAGUUGUGAUCGCCGCGCAGCGCCAUCAUCAGCGCCAACGUCGCACCGCCUGACAUUGGCAUAGAACUUUUCGUGUCUCUCGAAAGUGGAGCACAAAUUUUCGCACAGUGUACGCGCUGCGCAUUUAACAAAGGAGGAGUUGCAUUUAAUUGAAAAAUGUCAUUUUAUGGACAAUAUUUGCCACAAAGUUUGCACGUGCUUGCGUCUACUUGGUACUGCAAAUACUUCACCUUCAAUUAACCUCGCGAAUUUUUGGAUGAUUUUUGGCGCUUCGCCGCCACUUUUCGACAUCUGCUGCUGAUUUGCUUUUUAUUAUUUUUCAAUUCGAUAUUGAAAAUUCCAUUUCGUCUCUCACUCACACUAUUCUCUAUUAUUUUCUUCUCAUGCUACGCAUAUUCACCACACACGCAAUCUCUUCGUUGCUGUGGUGAAUAUCGUGUAUGUAUGAAUAAAUUUGGUAUAAUGCAAAUUUCGGAAAAUUUGCUGAGAGUAAUUUUCAUGCUGUCAACAAUCGUCGCGGUGACUGAUUGUUGUUCGAGCCGAUUAUUACUGCUCAAGGAACACACACUGCAAAUCGUGCAACAACAACAGCGACUGCACAAUAUCAAAAGCGCUGAUUAUGAUUACAACAAUGAGGAUUACGAUCAACUGCAACAGCAACAACACCACCAACAACAGUUGGAGCAACAGCAGCAGCAACAACAACAAAGGAUACCACAAUAUGUGGAAAUAGUGAACAGCGAACUGGAAUUUAAUAAAAACUAUACAGAUGAGCACACGCGCUCCAGCGAUGACGAUAAUGAAGAGAAAAGCACUGAAACGCAAAUUUUUGGUGAGACAAUACAAUUGGGAAAUUUCGGAAGUGAUUCAUUUGAAAGCUUGCUUGGUAUUUUCGAUGCAGCGGCGUUUGAGACAACGACAGCGGCAACAACACCUAGAACGACAACGACAAUGGCAACCAGCACGGUGACAGCAGCAACAAUGACGACAACAACAGCAAAUGUGGAAAGCACAACUACAACAACAGCAGAAACAGCAGAAACAGCUUCGACAGAAACAACCACGAUAGUACGUACAACAGCUGAAGAAAGCACGACUUUGAUGGCUGAAGAAGGUACCAGUACCCAUAGCGAUAGUACUUCCACAAUCAUUGUAAGUGUUGAGACGGUUAUGGAGCCCAGCAGCACUAUGCCAACAACAGCAACUGCUGCCACCACUGCUGCAUCCUCGCUCGCCGAUGGCGUGGAGAGCGUCAUGAACGAAUUGAAGUCGGUGCGCGAUCUACUCUCUCUACCUUGUAGCGGUCAAUUUCUUACGGAAUUCUGUCUAAAUCGUGGUCGCUGUUUUCGCUAUCCCAUCGGCAAUGAUACGAUACAUUCGUGCAUAUGCGCCGAUGGCUAUAUCGGUGAGCGUUGCGAAUCGAAGAGCAUGAAUGGAUCCUUCGUGCCGUCCAUUGCAGGCGCCAGAAAACAAAAGAUUCUAAUGGCGCGUAUUGUCUUCUCAUUCCCCAUGUUGGUGGCGCUCUCUGUCAUAUACAUUAUGAUUGGUGCGGCGGUUGUAUUCAAGCGUCCCGCUACACCACCGCCAACGGCCUAUAUCUCAGCCAAGGAACGAUUCGAGCUGUUGUUGCCCGAUGACGAUGCUGGCGAGUUUAUAAUGAUGAAUUCCUAUCCAAUUGCUGCUGGCGCAGCAGCAACUUACUCAGCUUAUGCGGACUAGUGCAAUCUGUUUGCAGACAAAUGCAAAAUUCAAAUGUUUUUGGAGAAAAAGUACUUAAUUUUAGUGUAGAUAUUUCUAUUACCACUUUUGAAUGCAAAACACUCGUAGAAGUGUAACUUGUAGUUUCAAGCACUGAAGUGCUUCCAUUUUUGGCCAAGAGCGAGUUAUCUUGAGCCGCCGCGCGUAGCUAUGUUUAACACAACGCUUGCUUUACCUUCGCAUUAUUUACACAAACACACACUUCGUUUAGUGUAAAUAGAUACGUAGUUUGUGUGCUAUUAGAAAAAUAUUCUUAGUCGCAAUUAAUAUAUAUGUAGUAAUUUAAUUUAUUAACGCUUCAGCUUUCCACACGUGUGAAAGUAAUUUGUUUUUUCUUCUUUUUUUUUCCUUCCACAUGCAUUACUUUGGUGAGCUUUAAAGCUUACCCCACUUAUGCUAAUGCUUUUUAUUAGCUUUAGUUUGAUGUACAUAUGUAGUUUUGGGGAAAGCGCGCAUUCCCAAUUUAAUUUAUUUUGCCAAAUUUGGUUAAAACUACUUUUUGUUGGUUUUCUAUGCGUAGAUUUUUGUUUCUUUUGCUGAAGCUUCAGUCGGUAGUUAGAC